AUGGAACUCCGCGACGUUCUGUUCCUUGCAGCAGGUCUCCUGCCGGCUGUCGUCAUUGCCGCCCCAGCUGAACAAGCUCAGCGCGUCCUGAACCUACAGGCCGUCUCCCAGCCUGGAGCAUCUGCGCCGACAUCAGAACAGCCGCCCCAGCACCAGCACCAGCACCAGCACCAGCACCAGCGGAAGCUUCACGGCCGGUUUCUGCAUAUCACAGAUUUCCACCCGGAUUCCCACUACAAGACGCACACCUCCACCGCCGAGGGCGAUGCAUGCCACAGCGGCAAGGGCCCGGCCGGGUUCUACGGCGCUGAGACGUCGGAUUGCGACACGCCGCAUGCGCUCGUCAACGCGACUUUCGACUGGAUAGAAACCCACCUCAAGGACUCGCUCGACUUUGUCAUCUGGACUGGCGACUCGGCGAGGCACGACAGCGACGAAUCUUUUGGCCGGAGCGAGAAGGAGGUCGUCAACAGCAAUCGCUUGAUCGCCGACAAGUUCGUCAGCACUUUGUCGGAUAGAGGUGGACUAUCCAUCCCCGUCAUACCGACCUUUGGCAACAAUGAUAUCCUGCCGCACAACAUCAUGGUCGGCGGCCCGAACAAAUGGCUGAAGUGGUACACCGAUAUAUGGAAGUCUUUCAUCCCCGAGGCGCAGAUGCACACGUUUGAGCAGGGCGGCUGGUUCUUCACAGAGGUUGUACCCAACAAACUGGCCGUCUUCAGUUUGAACACGCUCUACUUUUUCGACCGCAAUGCUGGCAUCGAAGACUGCACGCAUCCCUCGGAGCCGGGGUUCAAGCAGAUGGAGUGGCUGCGAAUCCAGUUGCAGUUCCUGCGAAACCGCGGCAUGAAGGCUAUCCUGAUGGGCCACGUUCCUCCGGCCAGGACCGCUGGCAAGCAGAAUUGGGAUGAGACAUGCUGGCAAAAGUACACACUGUGGCUCCAGCAGUUCCGUGAUGUGAUUGUUGGGGGCUUGUACGGCCACAUGAACAUUGAUCACUUCUUCCUGCAGGACACCAGAGACAUCAACCUGAAUUACCUGGAGAAAGGCACCAAGGAGUACGAAAAGCAUGUCAGGGACAAGAAAAAGAAACACAGGAAGAAGCACCGUAAGAACCAGGCCGCCAAUAUUCAACAGGAUGGCUUUUCGAUUUGGUCAGGCGCCGACUAUCUCUCAGAGCUGCGAGACGAUUGGGCAAAACUGCCCAAGGCAGCCGUCCGUACGAUAAGUGGAAGCGACGUUGAGGCGGAGAAGAAGAAAAAGAAGAAAAAGAAGGAUCCUCUUGGUGGGGAGUGGGCAGAGCGGUACCAGUUGUCCAUGGUGAGCCCCAGCAUAGUCCCCAAUUAUUUCCCGACGAUCCGAGUCUUCGAAUACAACAUCACUGGUAUGGAAGACUCGCCAACCUGGGCCGACGUCAUUCGGGACAGCAAGCCGGGUAGACAGAGAGUGGGUGUCGAGGAAAACGGACAACAGCACCCCCUAGAUGGCAUUCUGGAUGAAGACCCUGAGUUUGACAUCGACAAGAAGAAGCACAAGAAGAAGGGCAAGAAGGGCAAGAAGGGCAAGAAACCCAAAGACCCAUAUUUGAUCGUUCCGGAACCUCCUUCCAGCACUGCUGGACCUGGACCAGCCUAUUCCCCUCAGCCCUUGACCUUGACGGGAUAUACGCAGUACUACGCGAACCUCACCUACCUCAAUAACGACGCUCAUGAUUUUACCAAGAAACUCAAAGGCUUCGAGGAGGAAUUAUCUGCCGAGCGCUGGAACGAAGGCGUGCACAAGGGCAAGAAACCCGGCCAUAAACCAAAGCCACGGCCCUUUGAGUUCCAGGUCGAGUACAGCACCUUUAACGACACACUCUACAAGGUCAAAGACUUGACUGUAGGCAGCUUUGUUGAGCUGGCAUACCGAAUUGGGCAUGUGAAAACAAAGUCGAAAGCGAUGACUGAUCGUACUGAAGACACCGAGGUGGAAGAACCCCACGAGGACGACACGCUCGACGUGGAUACAGACGAAUCCGAGGAUGAUGAUGUUGAUGAUAGCGACGAUGACGAUUCCGAACUUGAGACAGAGAAGCACGGCAACAAGAAAGGAAAGAAGGGAAAGAAAGGCAAGAAAAAGAAGAACAAGAAGAAGAAGCACAACGAGGUCUGGCUUCACUUCCUAGAGCAUGCCUUCGUCUCCACUAUGCCAAAGAAGGAUCUGAAAAAGCUCUGA
Neoarthrinium moseri is the source of this 2217-nucleotide messenger RNA. RefSeq lists its product as uncharacterized. Bases 1 to 2217 code for a protein of 738 amino acids. Gene Ontology annotation, cellular component: fungal-type vacuole; membrane. The record is from RefSeq and is a predicted model, not a curated record. Gene Ontology annotation, biological process: polyphosphate catabolic process. The transcript is spliced from 2 exons. NCBI's taxonomy places the organism in Eukaryota, Fungi, Ascomycota, Sordariomycetes, Amphisphaeriales, Apiosporaceae. Gene Ontology annotation, molecular function: exopolyphosphatase activity; endopolyphosphatase activity.